AUGGAUCUAGGAAGUUUAUCGAAACUCCAGACGGAGGGGGUCAAUCCUCGAACGGUACAUAUUGACCAGAUGUCAACGCUAGAAAUGUGCACUGUGAUCAAUGCGGAUGACCAUCUUGUUCCAGACAGCGUCGUCCCUUGCUUGCCUGCUAUUGCCGGUGCUAUCGACGCAUUGACGCCGCGGGUGCGCCGAGGUGGCCGAGUAGUAUAUGUCGGUGCUGGCACAAGUGGAAGAUUGGGCAUUUUGGAUGCUUCGGAGAUCCCCCCGACAUUUGCUGCUCCUCGCUCGCAAUUCAUCGGCCUGAUUGCAGGCGGGGAUGAUGCGAUUCGGCAAGCUCAAGAGGGCGCGGAGGACAAUGAAGAGGUUGGCAAGGCAGAGAUGAAGCAGCUAAACCUGGAUCCCGAAGUCGACAGCAUCAUCGGCAUAGCAAGUUCAGGUCGUACACCGUAUGUUAUGGGCUGUCUGGCUUUUGCCCAAAGGCUCGGUUGCGUUACUAUUGGCGUUGUCUGUGCAGCACCAUCGGCUAUUGGGAGUGCAGGGAUCGCAGACUUCCUGAUCGCACCUUUGCCAGGUCCUGAAGUAGUCACUGGUAGCACGCGGCUCAAGGCUGGAACUGUGACCAAGCUUGUUCUGAACAUGCUCAGUACAGGCACGAUGGUUCGCACUGGAAAGACCUAUGGAAACAUGAUGGUUGAUCUUGUGGCUUCCAAUUUGAAGUUGAAGCAACGAUCGCGUAAUAUUUUGCGGAGGUUGAGCUCCAAGUGCCAUUCUUUGCCAGAUGAGGAUCUGGAUGCACUUCUCUCAAGGUGCAACCAUAGUGUCAAGUUGGCUAUCUUGGUCGCCGAUACUGGAGAGUCGGUCGAGGCGUGUGAAGGAUACUUUGAAGCUGCUGGUGGAGUCUUGGCCAACGCAAUAGCUGCUGUCUCGAAGCCUGGUCAACAGAUUACUCCUGAGGUCAAGUCUGGCCGGCCGUUUGUUUUGUGCAUCGACGGUGGAGGUACCAAAUGCGCUGCUGCGGUCACAAACGGGGCCAAUAUUGUCUGUCGAGGUUAUGCCGGUCCUUGUAAUUUAACCGAUAGCAUUAAAAACCUAGAUGGGGUGGUAGCGACACUGCUGGAAGCCACGAAAUCUGCCUUGAAAGACCAAUUCCCAAGCGGCAGAGAUCAGACAGAUUCCGAUUGGAAGAAUUACCUGCAAUCAUGCUUCAGCUCCGUGUGGAUUGGGCUUGCUGGACUUGAUCGAGCUGGAGUCAAGGGAUUGUUGGCGCCCAAGUUAGGAGAGGCUUUCGGGCUCAAUCACACGGCCAUCCAGUUAACCAACGAUGUCGAUCUUUUGACUGCCGCGGUCCCAGGAGAAUUGGAGCCGUCGUCCAUCUUGGUUCUCAUUGCCGGGACUGGAAGUGUUGCCAUGCGAUACAGCCAAUCGCGUGAAGGCUAUACACGCGUUGCCCGGUCCGGUGGCUGGGGACAUAUGCUUGGGGAUGAAGGGGGUGGAUACGCUAUCGGUCUGAAGGCCAUUCAACACACGCUAGGUGUCUUUGAGGAAAUCACUCUAGGGAUUCAAACACGCGAGCCAGGUAGACUUGAACAGGCAGUUGCUGCAAAGCUGGGCUGUCCCGUUUCUGAAAAUGCCGGCAUCGACAUGUUGAACGAGAUACUCGCGAGCAAAUGCACACAGGGUGUCAAGGCACGCAUCGCUAGCAUUGCCGAGCUUGUUCUUGGACUCAUUGGGGAGGAUAAGACAGCAGAUUCCAUUGUGAACUGUCAGGUUGCCGUACUAAUAGGCAAAACACUUGGUCGACUGGUCAACUCCAAGGGGACUGAUUACCAGCCAUCAGAGACUUCCGUGCUUGUUUUGGCCGGAGGGCUGAUGAAGAAUGAGAGAUAUCGAGCUGUACUGGAACGGCAACUAGACCAGCACCGAUUGUAUUUCCGCGGCACAGUGGUAGUGGAAGAUGCAGCGCUCACAGGCGCGAAAUAUUUGAGUUGA
This is a messenger RNA of Penicillium antarcticum, 1989 nucleotides long. RefSeq names its product putative glucokinase regulator family protein. Lineage: Eukaryota; Fungi; Ascomycota; Eurotiomycetes; Eurotiales; Aspergillaceae. The record is from RefSeq and is a predicted model, not a curated record. Gene Ontology annotation, molecular function: carbohydrate binding; enzyme binding; fructose-6-phosphate binding. Gene Ontology annotation, cellular component: cytosol; mitochondrion; nucleoplasm. Gene Ontology annotation, biological process: response to fructose; amino sugar catabolic process; glucose homeostasis. The coding region runs from base 1 to 1989 and encodes 662 amino acids. The transcript is spliced from 4 exons.